Molecule: messenger RNA, 318 nt
Organism: Cyanistes caeruleus (blue tit)
Lineage: Eukaryota; Metazoa; Chordata; Aves; Passeriformes; Paridae
Source: RefSeq, a predicted model, not a curated record
GGGGACAGGCAGGUGCUGGCCGGGAUCCCGGUGUACCGGGUGAUGGACCGGCAGGGACACGUCCUGAGAGCCAGCGAGGAUCCUCAGCUGCCCAAGGAGCAGGUGCUGAAGCUCUACAAGACGAUGACGCUGCUCAACACCAUGGACAGGAUCCUGUACGAGUCCCAGCGCCAGGGCCGGAUCUCGUUCUACAUGACCAACUACGGCGAGGAGGGGACACACGUGGGCAGCGCCGCCGCGCUCGACGCCUCCGACCUCGUCUUUGGGCAGUACCGGGAGGCAGGUGAGGACAGGUGGGGACAGGUGGGACAGGUGUGA